Molecule: messenger RNA, 6556 nt
Organism: Octopus bimaculoides (California two-spot octopus)
Lineage: Eukaryota; Metazoa; Mollusca; Cephalopoda; Octopoda; Octopodidae
Product: phosphatidylinositol 4-kinase beta
Biological process (GO): phosphatidylinositol phosphate biosynthetic process; phosphatidylinositol-mediated signaling
Cellular component (GO): membrane; cytoplasm
Molecular function (GO): 1-phosphatidylinositol 4-kinase activity
Source: RefSeq, a predicted model, not a curated record
AACUAAGUCUGUUCCAUUGGCGUGUUACAAGGUGUUGACCAUCUCCUCUCUAAGACACACCAAACAACAACCAUUCAUUCCUUUAUUUUUAACAGGAAGUUACCGUGUUUGCAUACGCACGUAUACUUACAUAUAUGUUGACGAUGUGCACAUAUUACUUACUUCUCGCCUCCGACACAAUUUAACGUUAAGAAUGGAAGAAAGAUUGGCUCUUUUGAUGGUUGACACGUUCAAGUCAAUAUCGGUGAACCAACUUUAAUGGUCUGGUGGUUUUGUUACCUGAGAAACAAAGACCUACAGCAAGAACUGGCCUAUUCUUUUUUUUCCAAGGAUCAUCUGUUAUCCACCAGACUUUAUUCUUUUGAGCUGACCAUCUGUGAUAAGUUAUUCAUAAAAAUCUUGAAUAUUUGUGAUAAAACACUGCAUUAAAUGUUAAACCUUCUGCAAGAGUUAUUUCAAUAUAAUUUCAGAUCUUCCUCUUCUUGCAGAAUCCUAAAUUUUUUUUUUUCUGUUACCUUUUAGCAGUACUUUCCCAUUUGGUUCCUUAUUGUUAUCUUGGUUUUUCUCCACUCCUGUUACUGUUUACAUUUAGUCUGUGCAUUGAUGCGUGUUAUGCCAUAAUGGUACGAUUUGCUGAUUCCACUGGAAGUCCUGCAAAGAAUCUAAAUCAGUCAGCUUACAUUCCAACCACAUAUUAUUGCAAUGUAGAAACUCCUAUACACUGUUCUCACUCCUCUCACAUAAUUGGUACUCAUAUUGAACGGUAAAGAAAUACAUUUAUAUAGUAUGUACAAUAUGGAAAUUUCUCAAGCAGAGUAUCCAUUUGUAAGCAAUGUGGCCAGUGAAGUAGGGGAAAAAAUACAUGGCCACUACCCCACAAUACACCAGGAAAUAAAUGGGGGCAUGAAAAAUACCUACAGCCAGCAGCUUCUAAAUCGCAAUUUGUGCAUUUUGGAAGAGAGCAUCACUGACAGUCAGGAGUUGUACAGACAAGAAAAGGGAAUGGAUUCAGCCUUAGUAAAUGGUGAUUACGACACAUUGCCAAUUGAUGAAGGCUGCAGUGAGUAUUAUGAAAAUGCUGGUGAUGAUCAUGAGGACUGCCCAAUGGACGAAGAAUCUAUUCAACUUCGACAGACGCCUGAAGCUAUGGAUGAAGACAAUGCUGUGACUACCUCUGAAACUAACCACAUGGACCUUGAAAAUGCCAACAAUAUAAACUCUCUGUAUAGCAGCCGGUUGAAUUCAAAGGGUUUGAGUUUGAAUUUAAACUGUACUCCUUCUGAAGAACAAAAUGGUUACCCCAUAGAGAAUGGACAUGUUAUAGAUUCCACUCCCAAGCAGUUAUGCAAGUCAAAACACAAAACUAAACCACCUCCAGCUAAACACUCGUGGUUAUUACGACUGUUUGAAUCAAAACUUUUCAACAUGUCCAUUGCUAUAUCUUACCUUUAUAAUUCCAAAGAGCCUGGAGUUCAGAUAUAUAUAGGUAACCGAAUGUUCUCCUUCCAAGAUGUCGAUGUGGAUUUCUACCUGCCUCAGAUGUUGAAUAUGUACAUACACAUGCAUGAUGUAGCAGAAGCAAUUCAUCCAUACCUUGUGCAACGAUGUCGAUCCAGUGUGGAGUUUUCCAUCCGUGCUGCCUGGUUAUUAGGAGCCUAUUCUGCUGAUGUCCUCAAACCUACAUGGAAAAAUUCCCAAGGUGUCAAAUUAAAGAACAUGAUACUUAAUGAAGAACUACGCCCAUUACGCCAGAAGAGUCCAUCAACCCUACCAAGCCCUACUCAACAACAGCACCAGACACCAUGUCCACCCACAUCUCCAAAUUCCGUCAAAAAGACUCACCAUCGUUCACGAUCAGAUGCUACAGGCCACUUUAAGUUCAAGCGACGUAGGACGAAUUCAUGUGGAGAUGAGAACGAAACAAUGUUUCAAAGGGAAGGCAGCAGCAUCCGCCAUUCUAUGACAUUGCCAAACAUGCCUCUCCUUGCUGGUGACCUGACCUCUGGACGAGCUUUCGAAAGUGGCUGCACUUGUCACAAGAGUUCAGAGGCAUUAUUCAAUGAUUUGACUGGUCGAAAGACUGUCUGUCAUUGUGAGGCACCAAGGCUGAUGCCACAACAAGAAUUUGUGAAGGCUUUGAUGAAUAUUGCACAGAAACUACAACAGUUACCCACCAAAGAACUUCGAACUUCUCGGUUAAUAGCUGAACUUGCAAUGAUGAACUUAAAUCUACCAGCUCGUGUCUGGCUGCCCACCGCUGAGAAGGCCAAUCACCAUAUUGUACGAGUACCGAAUACUCAGGCUGUGGUGCUGAACUCUAAAGAAAAGACUCCCUACUUGAUAUAUGUUGAAGUACUCGAGUGUGAGAACCCAGUCACCAGCCAACUGCCAAGUAAGAUCUUGGAAAAUACUUUGCGUUUCACCCGUUCAGAGGAGGACUUGACCCAUUACUACAACAGAAGCAACAACUCUCCAAAGCCAGAGUUUGCCAUUUAUGGUACUUCUGACUUUGAUGAUUCUGACUGUUGGUUACAAGAUGAUGAUGAAAUCCUGCAAGCUAUGUAUUCAAAUCGGUCAAAAUCAAGUGAUACAAUUUCCCAGUUCUCUGCUGAGAGUUCUACAAGUGCUGAUAGUAAAGACCCUGUGUACAUUGCUGCAGCUGAUAUUCGCCGACGCCUAUCAGAAAACAUUGCUGCACCAAAGGGCAAAUUUGAGCGAGAUCCUGAAGAUCCAUCUGCCGCUGCCCUGAAAGAACCUUGGGAAGAGAAAGUUCACCGUAUCCAGGAAACUUCUCCGUAUGGCCACCUACCAAAUUGGCGCCUUAUGUCUGUCAUUAUAAAAUCUGGAGAUGAUUUACGACAGGAGUUGUUAGUGUAUCAAGUUCUCAAGCAACUACAGAAUAUCUGGGAAAUCGAGCAUGUUCCUCUGUGGAUACGGCCGUACAAUAUUGUGGUGACCGCUAAUGAUAGUGGUAUGAUUGAGCCAGUGGUCAACGCUGUUUCCUUGCACCAGAUCAAGAAACACUCCAAGCAGCUGCUUAUCAACUACUUCAUCCAAGAGUUUGGCCCUAUCAACAGUGAAGAGUUUCUGACGGCCCAGAAGAACUUUGUGCAGAGUUGUGCUGGUUACUGUCUUGUCUGUUACCUCAUGCAGGUCAAAGACAGACACAAUGGAAAUAUUCUGCUAGACUCAGAUGGUCAUAUUAUCCAUAUUGAUUUUGGAUUCAUUUUGUCGACAUCACCUGGGAAGAAUUUAGGUUUUGAGAAUUCUCCUUUUAAAUUAACCCAUGAGUUUGUUGAGGUGAUGGGUGGCCUUGGCAACGACAUGUUUGAAUACUUCAAAAUCCUGAUAUUACAAGGGUUUGUAGCCUCAAGAAAACAUAUGGACAAAAUCAUACCUCUGGUAGAAAUCAUGCAGACAGGUUCACAGCUUCCUUGCUUCAGUCGAGGAGUGAGUACAAUCCGUUCCUUGAAGGAUCGAUUCCACCUGACACUGACUGAAGAGCAGUUACAACUGUUGGUUGACAAUAUGGUUGAGAGCAGCCUAAAUUCCCUCACCACCAAGCUCUAUGAUGGAUUUCAGUACCUUACUAAUGGCAUCCUUUAAACCUUCUUCUCACCAUCUUCACACCUGCUGCAUCUGCUGUCCCCAUCACUACCACCACAAUUACCCUCUUCUAUCUCCCCAUUGUGAUCACUCCUUCCUGACUGACAACCCCAGUUUUGGUGUUUCAUGCCCCCCUCCUCCCUACUCUUACAUAUUUUUCUUUCAUCUUUUUUUUUUAAGUUCUUUUUUCCCAUUUUUGUUUUCUUUACUUCUUUCUUACCAUUUUAUUGCUUUUUCUUUUUUCUUGUUGCAAUCCUUACCAUUCAAAUUUCCAUCUGGCCUUCCCUUACCACUACUACUAACACCAUCACCACCAAUGAUUCUUUGAGUUCCCACAACUGCUGUUUCAGCUGUUUGUUGAUCUAUAUUUUGUAGACAUUACUGUGAACAUACAACAUCCAACUAGACUCAACUGGUUACCCAGCUGACUAGACCUGGCCUAGUGUUUUUUUAAUAUUUGUUGUAAAAUAACUCUGGUGGAUAUAUAUAUAUAUAUAUAUAUAUAUAUAUAUAUAUAUAUAUAUAUAUAUAUAUAUAUAUAUAUAUAUAUCCACUCUCCCAUCCUUUACACUUUGUCUUUACCACUGCCUUCCUCAAUUGUCACUACAACUAAGAUUACUGUAAUCACCAUCACAGUCAACUAAAAUGUUGUUGUUUUCCCCACAAUCCUUUAUUAUACCCUUUCCUUCAUUUUGAAACUUCUACCCACCUAUCUUCUAUCACCUGCCUACAAAUUGUUCCAUAAUUGCAAGUGAGACUAAAAAAGAACUCAUCAAACCCAAUUUUGAUUAGUCCAUUCAUUUCUCUCCUCCUCUCUCUGGAAUGGUUUAUUCAAAAUUUAUGAAGCAUAUUAUGUCCCUUGAUCAGCUUCUAGUGAGCUCUAGAGCUCUGGACAGUUUGGGUGAAUGUGUAUAAGUAAAAUGGGUGGCUUGCAGGGUACAUUGAUGGACAAUCUAUCUAAAGCUUACUUAACUUUGGGUAUUUUGGAGGAAUGUUUGUGUAUGUGUGUGCAUCUGUGAUUGAUCAAGUUCAUUGUUAGGACAAUAUUAUUGCAAUCCUGCUGAUGUUGACAUUGUUAUUUACUCACUUUAGUCGCACUCUUUACUUCAUUUAAGAAUUGCCUCAGGUAAACUGGCUUCCUACUCAGCAGAAUUUGUCUCCUACUGGUUUUUAACCCUGCUAACUUCCAAAAGUGAAGUGAAAGUGUGUUACAAGUUCCUAUGGAUUGUGAAAAUAUUAUUUUAGUUAUGAUGAUGACGGCCUAUAUUGUUAUGUUCUCAUGUUAAAUGUGACAGAGUUCAUCUUUGUCAUUCAUCCUUUCAGGGUUGAUAAAAUGUAGUACUGAUCAAGUGCUUGUGUCAAUAUAACUGGCUGUACCCCUUUGCUGUAUUUGAGUCUUUAUACCUGUGUUACAAUCUGAGACAGUGAACUGGCAGACUCAUUAGCACACUGGACAAAAUGCUUGUCAGCAGUUCUUCCAGCUUUAUGUUCUGAGUUCAAAUUCUGCCAUAGUUAGCUUUGUCUUUCAUCCUUUCAGGGUCAAUAAAAUAAGUACCAAUUGAGCACUGGGCUUGAUGUAAUUGCAAGUGGAUGAUAGAGUAACAUUCACUCCAUGCAUACACACACACAUACACCCUCUCAUCUCAAACAGAUUUAAAAUAACAUAGAUUCAAUAAGGUUAAUAAAUUAGCUAUAUAGAUUAGUAUUAAUGUAGCAUUUGCUGUGUUUGAGUAAGUAAGUUACUUGUGUUAAAUUACACAUUAUAUACUGUAUUUGUGUCUGAAUGUGGGAGUAGAGGUGGUUGUGGUUGAUAAAUGUUGGGUGUGUUUCAGUAUACACUACUGGUGAUGGGUGCCUUUGGUGGAGCAGAGAAGUCAAUUAAAUGUGUUGUGGUGAUGGUGGUCAACAGUUAAAGAGAGAGGAGGGAAGCUUCAUACAGUGAUGGUGAUGUUAAUCAGUGGUGGUACUGGUGGUAACGAGAUGUACAAGAUGGAAGAGAGGGAGGGGGGACAUAGUCAGGCUAUAUUUCUCUGGUAGUGGUGGGUUUGUUUUUCCAGUAUAUUACUGGCAUGUAUUUUAUCUGAGACAUGGAGGAAUGGAGUCACAGCAUUAGUAAACCAUGCCAUCCUAAUCACAUCCCAACCAACUGGAUUUGGAACUCUGAGAAAAGAAUGUGGAGGGUGGAGGAGAAUGAGGGUUGGUGUUUGUGAAAGUGGCACUCUCUCGUUUGCUGGUUGCUUACCAUCUGUGUUGACACUCUUGCCUUCAACUACAACACCAGCUCUCUUUAAGAAAUUCUCUUUGAUACCUCCCCCACAUACACACACACACACAGACACACACACACCAUGCACACAUACAUGCAUACACGUGCACAUAUGUAUAUACUUGUGUGUAUAUAUAUAUAUAUAUAUAUAUAUAUAUAUAUAUAUAUAUAUAUACAUACAUACAGACACACACAUAUACUGUGAUGGGAGCUAACCUUGCUAAAGGCUUGGCUUUGAUUAUACAAUUUCAAACCUCCUGUGUGUUCCCUUGGGCAAGGCACAUAACUUUGUUUUCUUGGGUGUGCUGUGAUUGACAAACAGCACAUCCCAUUCAUACUCCAAGGUCGAGUGCUUAGCAGCAGCAAGAAAGGAGUAUUUCACUGUAAAAAAGAUUAAAAAAAAAAAAAAACAAACAAAACAAUAAGCUCUUGCAAAGUUUGAAGGAAGAAGAAUAAUUAAUUAAAUUAAUAAAGAUAACUCAGCCAUUCUAACAUGGAAAAAAAAUAUAAAUGUAAAAAGCAAAAAAUAAACCCACAAUGAUAUUACAUGUAUAUAUAUAACAUAUGUGUAAUAAAUAUUCUUUCAAACAAAAGAAGGAAAGAACAAAAAUGUUGCAAUGUAAAGACAAGACAAUGUAAAUAAGAGUUCUUCUAAUUGGAAUUAAAUUGUAAAUUGUAAAUGCA